AUGCGUCGCAAGCACGGGCACUCCUCGCGCUUGUUGGGCACAGUCGUCGGGGUUCAUGGGUACUACGAAAGGAUCCUGCCAGUAGAUGAGGGCGGUUCGGACAUGGUUAAUGUGAACGAAGACCUAGGGGGAGGGCACGCUCGACCGACUGAGGGAGUUUUGUACAUACAAGAGAGCUGGAGACACCAGAGAGUCACAGGCAGAGGUGAAAUGUGA
Messenger RNA from Peniophora sp. CBMAI 1063, 216 nucleotides. The record is from the annotation of a GenBank genome assembly. Lineage: Eukaryota; Fungi; Basidiomycota; Agaricomycetes; Russulales; Peniophoraceae.